This is a messenger RNA of Papaver somniferum (opium poppy), 927 nucleotides long. RefSeq names its product L-type lectin-domain containing receptor kinase V.9-like. Lineage: Eukaryota; Viridiplantae; Streptophyta; Magnoliopsida; Ranunculales; Papaveraceae. The record is from RefSeq and is a predicted model, not a curated record. Bases 1 to 927 code for a protein of 308 amino acids. The transcript has a single exon. Gene Ontology annotation, molecular function: carbohydrate binding.
AUGCGUACCAUUUACUUCAAGGUUUAUAUUUUAUUCGUUCUACUACUGAUUGAUAAAAAUUUGGCAGCAGAUUCAGAACAAGGGUUUACCUAUAAUGGCAUGAAAGACGCUUUUGUAACCCGUGAUGGUGCAGCCCGCAUUUCAGAAAAUGGCCUUCUGCGAUUAACUGAUCUCAGCGACAAGUAUGAGACGGGUCAUGUCUUUUAUUCCCGUCCGCUGAAACUCAAGGGUAAUGUAUCCUUCGCGACCACUUUUGUGUUUGCAAUUGCAUCUGAGCUUGGCGCCAAUAAAUUAAGCGGUCAAGGGAUGGCCUUCGUUAUUGCACCUCAAAGAGCACUGCCAGGAGCUUUACCAAACCAAUACCUCGGGUUAUUCAAUGAGACCAGCAAUGGACAGUCGUCAAACAAUGUUCUUGCGGUGGAGAUAGAUACUGUCUAUAAUAUAGAGUUCGACACCGUCGAGGGUCCGCAUGUUGGAAUUGAUGUUAACAGUUUAAAGUCUGUCAGUUCUACUGCCCCUGCAUACUACGUUAACGGGGAAACCAAGCAGAUAAAUGUUAACAGCGGGGAACCAGUUCAAGUGUGGGUAGAGUAUGACGGGAUAGACAAGAAACUUACUGUAACAUUAGCUCCAGUUAACACGUUCAAGCCAGAUACUCCACUCUUAUCGUUGUCCAAAGAUCUCUCAACCAUCUUCGCAGAGGACAUGUACGUCGGAUUUGCAGCCUCUACCCAGACUGUACCGACAUAUCAUUACGUCUUAGGGUGGAGUUUCCAGAUUAAUGGUGUAGCUAACGCGCUAAAUCUUACAAGCCUUCCUACGGUUCCUCCUCAGUCUUCUGGUUCUCAACAUACGAAGCCUAAUUUGCUGUUAAUAUUGCUUGCAACACUUGGCUACAUUUUUGCUUUGGUAUUGCUGAUGUUUUAA